AAACUACCUGGGAAAGCUUACAAGCAGCAACAUAUAUUGGGUGGAAGACAAGCCAAGUCCAUUGUGUUGGAACCAUGGUCGUUGGGAAGAAGUUGGCCAAAGAGUCCCUGCUGCCGUCUGUGCUGGAGGAUGAUGACGCGGAGACGGAGAGCGAGAGAGCGCAGCUGGGUGGGAUAGGGAGCCGACCACCCAGCAGACCCAGGAAAGCUUUCAGUAGGGGAAGUGUUGACCAACAGACAGUGACCCGGUCAGGGUCCGGCCGCCACUCUAGCCCUGAGGGGGAGGUGUCAGUCAGGGGUGAGAGAAAGGAGGAGGAGGAGGAGGAGGAGGAGGAAGAAGAGGGCAGUGGAGUUGGCGAUGGAGACUCACAGGAGAGGGGGAAGGAAUGUGUCAUCACAGCUGCAGAUGAGGACUAUGACACAGACUUGGAGCUGGGAGAUGUGAAGGAGGCGUAUGACCCGACGGGCCAGACUCGAUACAAGGAGGCGUGUAGAAUGUUCAACGUAGUCCCUGUAUCCUAUUUCCUGAAACACAUGGGCAAUACUGAGCUAACCAUGAUGCACCAUGGCCUCGGGCCUCAGGGCACCAAAGCACUGGCGGUUUCCUUGGUAACCAACACUUCCCUCCUGAAGCUGAACCUCAGGGAUAAUUGCAUGGAAGGGACUGGCGGGGCUGCCAUGGCCGAGAUGUUAAAGGAGAACUGUUACAUCACAGAGGUGGACCUGGGGGAGAACAGGCUGGGGGAGUGUGGUGCCCAGACCCUGUCCAGUAUGCUGCAAGAGAACACCACACUGGUCUCACUCAGCAUGUCUGGGAACGAGCUGGCUGACCGGGCCGCACAACACCUGGCCCAGACCCUGACCUCCAACACCAAGCUGGAGACCCUAGACCUCAGUCACAACACCAUAGGAGAUGCAGCAGGUCAGGUCCUGGGACAUGCUAUCGCUGAGAACACAGGGCUGAAAUCCUUGAGUCUGGCCUGGAACUGUAUACGUGGGAAAGGAGCGGUGGCUCUGGCUAAAGGCCUUGGGGCCAACAUAUUCCUCAGAACACUGGAUCUGUCUUACAACGGCCUGGGUAAGGAUGGAGCCGUAGCUUUAGGAGAGGCUCUCAAAGACAACAACACUCUAGAGGACCUCAAUAUAAGUAACAAUCGAAUACCCCCUGAAGGUGCGAUCCGCUUCACUAUGGGCCUCAAAGUAAACAAGACAAUAAAAAAACUCAAUAUGGGGAGGAAUCCUAUACAGACUGCCGGGUGUUACGGAGUCCUGAAAGCAAUCCAGGGAAACGCAGAAUCAGCUAUGGAGUGCCUGGACUUUUCUGACAUAACAGUGAAUCAGGACUUUGAGGAUUUGUACGUUGCCUUAAAAGACAUAUUCCCAAACAUCAGAGUCAAACAUGGAGGAAGAAUCGACACAUUCAGAAAACCAAAGGCCUAAUGGCCUGGUUUGACCCAUCAAGAGGAAAUACUUUCUUCAAGACAGCAAAGCAUCUGGAAUAUCAGAUGUUUAUGAAUUCUAGGUGAAUUGAAUGCACAAUGCAUUGACAACCUUUCUCACCUACAGCACCAAGACAACUUGUCAAUUGUAUUGAAGAACUACAGUACUUCUACUUUACAUCUUAGCUUGUGGAAAUGGGUAUUGCAUUUUUGGGAACAUCAUGAUCUGUAUAAAUUAUAUAAUGCUUUCACAUCCAAUCUGUACUGUGUACAUUUCUAUAUGGUCUGUGUUGGACAAUGUGUACAGAUAAUAGGGCCUACCCUCCAGACCAUCACACUCAUAUUUUCAACCUGGACUCAGGGGUAGACGGUAUAUAGUAAACAAAAUCCUGGGCACUCCAAUCAGGGUGUGAAUGUUAUUUGUAAUUAGAUAGAGAAAAUCGGACCUCUCUGAGAUGAAAAUGGAUGGCCAUCCCUUCAGCGAAGUUUAUUUGACCUAAACCCUCCCUAGACGUUUGAAAAAUAACAAGUGACCCUCCCCUAUACCCAAAAGAAUAAUGAAAACAUAAAGUGGAUAGCAAAGAACAUCCUUACCUCACUUCUUGGACAGACCAGAGCCUUAUGCCGUUUUAGAAACUGUUCUUAGUCCUGUAAGCAUUUCAUGGCAACACAUGGCUUGGGGGCCAGAAGAUUGUGGGUUCACAGACCACUAUGGACCACAGUAGUGGUGGGAAAAGUAUUGAAUUGAUCUAUCAUUGUAUUUCCAGGUCUGAGAUAAAAAAUUGCUUUUUGUCAUGCAAUUCUGCAUAAUUUUACAUACUGUAUUUACAAAAUAUUUUUUAAUACCACACAAAUUACUGAAAUUACAGGCUAAGAAUAGACAGAGAGAUAGGCCUUAUGUGUUCAUCUUAUCAUAUUCCUCCAAUGCCAAAUCAGUGUGUCUUAUUUGCAAUGAAACUCUCCCUGUUUGCAAAUAAUGAAAUCAGAAAUGUCAUAAGGAAUCUGAGCAUGGCAGUUUCAAAAGUUAGGUCUACCUUUCCACCCCAGACAGUAGGCCUAACUUUCCACCGCAGACAGUAGGCCUGCCUUUCCACCCCAGACAGUAGGCCUAACUUUCCACCCCAGACAGUAGACCUGCCUUUCCACCCCAGACAGUAGGCCUGCCUUUCCACCCCAGACAGUAGGCCUGCCUUUCCACCCCAGACAGUAGGCCUAACUUUCCACCCCAGACAGUAGGCCUGCCUUUCCACCCCAGACAGUAGGGCUGCCUUUCCACCCCAGACAGUAGGCCCGCCUUUCCACCCCAGACAGUAGGCCCGCCUUUCCACCCCAGACAGUAGGCCUAACUUUCCACCCCAGACAGUAGGCCUAACUUUCCACCCCAGACAGUAGGCCUGCCUUUCCACCCCAGACAGUAGGCCCGCCUUUCCACCCCAGACAGUAAGCCGACCGACACAGACAAAUGUAAGCUUUAACUGCUGGUUCCUCUUCUUCCUUGGCUUAACCCAACAGAGGUAACAAGUGUUUUCUAAAAGCUGUCUGAGUUUAAACAUCUUCUAUUGUACAGAAUGUAAAUAGCUUAAUCAAUUGAUAGUGACAGAAUUAGAUUACUUCCCAAGCAACCAUGUUCUGUCUCCUCGGCUAUAAAAGAUUGUAGCUCAGUCUCUGAAUGUCAAAGAAAUUAAACAAUGAUAUCACCCAUAUGCAUUCAUGUCUUUCCGGUGUAUUUUACAGCUUGUUUCUAGCAUAAAGCAUUGCGGACCAAAGUGCUGUUAUUGAUCACAUUAUAACAUUUUUGCAAAAUCUUAAACUAACAAUGUGCCUGUUCUUUUUGCAUUUUCUUUAAUAAGAGGUAGGCCUAUGGCAUACCCUCUCAUACCCCGUCAAUUCGAGUCCUGGUUUUAACUUAACAGCCUGUCACUGACAUGGAAUUUAGGCUAUUUGAAGAGUGCAUGGAGGGUGGAGGAAAUUGGCCAACAAAUCUACGUAUGUCAAAAAGAAAGGAAGACCAAGGCUCUCUC
Oncorhynchus masou masou (cherry salmon) is the source of this 3459-nucleotide messenger RNA. It is a transcript of the gene lrrc74b, whose product is annotated as leucine rich repeat containing 74B. The transcript is spliced from 11 exons. The record is from RefSeq and is a predicted model, not a curated record. Lineage: Eukaryota; Metazoa; Chordata; Actinopteri; Salmoniformes; Salmonidae. Gene Ontology annotation, molecular function: protein binding. The coding region runs from base 75 to 1439 and encodes 454 amino acids.